Molecule: messenger RNA, 1407 nt
Organism: Malassezia vespertilionis
Lineage: Eukaryota; Fungi; Basidiomycota; Malasseziomycetes; Malasseziales; Malasseziaceae
Exons: 1
Coding region: 1-1407 (468 amino acids)
Source: RefSeq, a predicted model, not a curated record
AUGGUAUUUCCGGAACGUUACUCACUUACAACUGACGCGGUCAACCCCGAGCGGGGGCCGCCCACACCGCAUCCCAAGUUUCUCAAGUUUAUGCGGGUUGUAUUUACCCUACUUGUGUGUCUCAUGGGGCUUGCCACCUCAAUCAUGUCGAUUGUUGCAGUGCAGUACUUUAACGACCAUCGCGGAAAAAUGAUCCUGCCUUCGUGGGGUAGUCUCAUUUUUCUCGUCUUCCUCGGCUUCUUUACCUGCUUCAUGUAUUUCGGGUACUACCUCUUUUUGCCUCACAUGUGGUUUAUCCGCCCCGGCAGCUUUUUGUCGGGCCUGUUUAUGAUGAAAAUUGAAGUCAUGUACUUGUUUGCCAUGUCCGCCAUUUGGAUCAGUGGCGCACUUGCCUACGCGUGCGAUUUCCGCGGCCAUGAUACCUGCUUGUUUGACGGGUACUACCACGAUCCGAAGCCUCAGGAUUGGGGGCAUUUGUGUGAUAUUAUCAACUGGGUCGUGCCGCUCGCGUACACCACGUUUGGCGUGCAAGCUGCGUUCCUUGGAUUUGAAUGUAUCAUGCUGUCGUACAUGUUUUUGUUCAUUGACCAGGACUCGAUCAACGAGCCGUUUUACUCGUGGGGCCAACGCGCGUACGACUUUAGGCAUCCGCCGCAAGCGGCACUUGCUUCGUCCAACCAGCCUAUGCUGUACCGUCCGAAAGGCCGUCCGGCUGCAGAGCGUGGCAACUUUAUGGACAACAAACGUGGCGGCGAUGCGUACCAAACCUAUAACGAAAAGCGGUACUAUGACGAGGACGGUUUCUCCACCCUCCGCCACAGCUCCGCCUCGGGUUCUGGCAGCAGCCAAUUUGAUGAAAAGUCGAUGGUCAGCCAUGCGCAGAGCAGCCGCGGACGCGAUUAUAGCGACCCGUCCUCUGCUUCUGCCUCGACGUUUGACUCGGGCACGAUUGCGAGCCAGUCGAACUAUUACGGCGGCGCGUACUCGCGUGCGAGCGCCAACGGGCGCCGCGCAGGUCUCACCGAAGCUCCUGUUCCUGCCGGUGCUGGCGGAACGGGUACCAUGCGCGCUCCGACUUGGUCUGCGCCAAGUAUCACAACAGAUGGUGAUUCUGUGCGCGAUAAUGGAUCCUGGUCGCCCUCGCUGCGUAAUGCGGCGUCGAUGCGCCAGGGACGCCGCGUUUCUGCACCUGUUUCGCUUGGCGCGCGUGGUCGGCGUGGCACUGCAUAUGUACAGUCGGACAAUGGAACGGAUUUGUCCGACGAGUACACCUCUGCAAUUGUGCCGGAUCUCAAACGCACCAACUCUGCCAAGGCGCGAAAUCCCGCAAGCGGGCGCCUGGCGAAUGCAAUGCGCGAUCAGUUUGAUGGCGACGAGGAAAGCGGGUGGCACCUGCGCGAAGAGUAG